AUGGCGGUGCCGGCUCGGACCCGCGGCGCCCGCCCGCCCGGCCCCGGCGCCCCGCGCCCCGCCGCCCGGCCCCCGCGCCUGCUGCUGCUGCUGCUGCCGCCGCUGCUGCUGCCGCCCGCCGCCCCCGGCGCCGCAGCCUACAGCUUCCCGCAGCUGCACACGAUGCAGCACUGGGCGCGGCGCCUGGAGCAGGAGAUCGACGGCGUGAUGCGCAUCUUCGGGGGCGCCCAGCAGCUCCGGGAGAUCUACAGGGACAACCGGAACCUGUUCGCCGUGCAGGAGAACGAGCCGCGGACGCUGGUGGAGAAGGUGGCCGGCGACAUCGAGGGGCUGCUGGCCCGGAAGGUGCAGGCCCUGAAGAGACUGGCCGACGCCGCAGAGACCUUCCAGAAAGCCCACCGCUGGCAGGACAACAUCAAGGACGACCCUGAGGUGGAGGACCUGGAGAGGGGGUCCAAGGUCAGCACCCUGAAGCUGGACUUCGUGGAGGACGCCAACUUCAAGAACAAGGUCAACUACUCGUCCACGGCCGUGCAGAUCCCCACGGACAUCUACAGAGGCUCCACCGUCAUCCUCAACGAGCUCAACUGGACCGAGGCCCUGGAGAGCGUGUUCGCCGAGAACCGCCGGCGCGACCCCUCGCUGCUGUGGCAGGUCUUCGGCAGCGCCACCGGGGUCACCCGCUACUACCCCGCCACCCCAUGGCGAGCCCCCAAGAAGAUCGACCUGUACGACGUCCGAAGGAGACCCUGGUACAUCCAGGGGGCCUCGUCCCCCAAGGACAUGGUCAUCAUCGUGGACGUGAGCGGCAGCGUCAGCGGCCUGACCCUGAAGCUCAUGAAGACAUCCGUGUGCGAGAUGCUGGACACGCUGUCGGACGAUGACUAUGUGAACGUGGCCUCGUUCAACGAGAAGGCGCAGCCGGUGUCCUGCUUCACGCACCUGGUGCAGGCCAACGUGCGCAACAAGAAGGUGUUCAAGGAGGCGGUGCAGGGCAUGGUGGCCAAGGGCACCACGGGCUACAAGGCCGGCUUCGAGUACGCCUUCGACCAGCUGCAGAACUCCAACAUCAGCCGCGCCAACUGCAACAAGAUGAUCAUGAUGUUCACCGACGGCGGCGAGGACCGCGUGCAGGACGUCUUCGAGAAGUACAACUGGCCCAACCGCACGGUGCGCGUGUUCACCUUCUCCGUGGGGCAGCACAACUACGACGUCACGCCGCUGCAGUGGAUGGCCUGCGCCAACAAAGGUUACUAUUUUGAGAUACCGUCCAUCGGCGCCAUCCGCAUCAACACCCAGGAGUACCUGGACGUGCUGGGCAGGCCCAUGGUGCUGGCCGGCAAGGAGGCCAAGCAGGUGCAGUGGACCAACGUGUACGAGGACGCGCUGGGGCUGGGGCUGGUGGUGACGGGGACCCUCCCCGUGUUCAACCUGACGCAGGACGGCCCCGGGGAGAAGAAGAACCAGCUGAUCCUGGGCGUGAUGGGCAUCGACGUGGCGCUGAGUGACAUCAAGAGGCUGACCCCCAACUACACGCUCGGAGCCAACGGCUACGUGUUCGCCAUCGACCUGAAUGGCUACGUGUUGCUGCACCCCAACCUCAAGCCCCAGACCACCAACUUCCGGGAGCCUGUGACUCUGGACUUCCUGGACGCGGAGCUGGAGGACGAGAACAAGGAGGAGAUCCGCCACAGCAUGAUCGACGGCAGCCGGGGCCACAGGCAGAUCCGGACGCUGGUCAAGUCCCUGGACGAGCGCUACAUCGACCAGGUGAUGCGCAACUACACCUGGGUGCCCAUUCGGAGCACCAACUACAGCCUCGGGCUCGUGCUCCCUCCCUACAGCACCUUCUACCUCCAGGCCAACCUCAGCGACCAGAUCCUGCAGGUCAAGUAUUUUGAGUUCCUGCUCCCCAGCAGCUUUGAGUCUGAAGGACAUGUUUUCAUUGCUCCCAGAGAGUAUUGCAAGGACCUGAACGCCUCCGACAACAACACGGAGUUCCUGAAAAACUUCAUCGAGCUCAUGGAGAAGGUGACCCCGGACUCCAAGCAGUGCAACAACUUCCUCCUGCACAACCUGAUCCUGGACACGGGCAUCACCCAGCAGCUGGUGGAGCGCGUGUGGCGGGACCAGGACCUCAACACGUACAGCCUCCUGGCCGUGUUCGCCGCCACGGACGGCGGCAUCACCCGCGUGUUCCCCAACAAGGCAGCUGAAGACUGGACAGAGAACCCGGAGCCCUUCAACGCCAGCUUCUACCGCCGCAGCCUGGACAACCGCGGCUAUGUCUUCAGGCCCCCACACCAGGAGGCCCUGCUAAGGCCCCUGGAGCUGGAGAACGACACGGUGGGCAUCCUGGUCAGCACCGCGGUGGAGUUCAGUCUGGGCGGACGCACCCUGAGGCCAGCAGUGGUGGGGGUUAAGCUGGAUCUAGAGGCCUGGGCUGAGAAGUUCAAGGUGCUGGCCAGCAACCGGACCCACCAGGACCAGCCGCAGAAGUGUGGCCCCAGCACCCACUGUGAGAUGGACUGCGAGGUUAACAACGAGGACCUGCUCUGUGUCCUCAUUGAUGACGGGGGAUUCCUGGUGCUGUCAAACCAGAACCACCAGUGGGACCAGGUGGGCAGGUUCUUCAGCGAGGUGGAUGCCAACCUGAUGCUGGCGCUCUACAACAACUCCUUCUACGCCCGCAAGGAGUCCUUCGACUACCAGGCCGCCUGUGCCCCGCAGCCGCCGGGCAACCUGGGCGCGGCUCCCAGGGGCGUCUUUGUGCCCACCGUCGCCGACCUCCUGAACCUGGCCUGGUGGACCUCGGCGGCGGCCUGGUCCUUGUUCCAGCAGCUUCUCUACGGCCUCAUCUACCACAGCUGGUUCCAAGCAGACCCCGCCGAGGCCGAGGGCAGCUCCGAGGCGCGCGAGAGCAGCUGCGUGGUGAAGCAGACGCAGUACUACUUCGGGCCGGUCAACGCCUCCUACAACGCCAUCAUCGACUGCGGCAACUGCUCCAGGCUGUUCCACGCGCAGAGGCUGAGCAACACCAACCUGCUGUUCGUGGUGGCGGAGAAGCCGCUGUGCAGCCAGUGCGAGGCCGGCCGGCUGCUGCAGAAGGAGACGCACUCGGACGGCCCGGAGCAGUGCGAGCUGGUGCAGCGGCCGCGGUACCGGAGGGGCCCGCACAUCUGCUUCGACUACAACGCGACCGAAGAUACCUCAGACUGCGGCCGCGGAGCCUCCUUCCCGCCGUCGCUGAGCGUCCUGGUGUCCCUGCAGCUGCUGCUCCUCCUGGGCCUGCCCCCCGGGCCGCAGGCGCUCCACGUCCCCGCCCGAACCUCGCGCCGCCUCUGA
Messenger RNA from Pipistrellus nathusii (Nathusius's pipistrelle), 3345 nucleotides. The record is from the annotation of a GenBank genome assembly. NCBI's taxonomy places the organism in Eukaryota, Metazoa, Chordata, Mammalia, Chiroptera, Vespertilionidae.